AUGCCGUCGUCCCCGACACCGGGGGAGCUGCGCGCUCGACUGGAGGAUCCUCAGCUCACCUCUGCAGAGCGUCUCAAGUUGCUUAUCGAAUUACGGGAAAACAUUGAGUGGUUUCAAUCUACAGAUUACCAGCAGUUUCUGGACCAAUUAAUCCCGUGCUUUGAGCAGAUUCUCACAACGUUAACGAGACCGCAACUUGAAGAGAAUGCUGAACAGGCUCUGCGACGAACCGUUCUCGAGGUGCUGAGUCGUUUGCCGCACGGGGAGGCGUUGCGGCCGCACGCACGACGACUCCUGCAAAUGUGCCAGUAUGUGCUCGACGUUGAUGAUGCGGAGCCGAACGCGGUUCUGGCGCUGCAGAUCAUGUUUGAGUGCCACAAAGCGUACCGUCCGCAACUUGCAGCGGCGAUACCACCCUUUUUGGACUUUGUUUUGCGCAUUUACGGCGUUUUUGAGUGGCGUGAAUCAGAUGAUGAUUCCCUGGUUGCUGAAGACACCGGACAACAGGAUACAUACCUUGAGCCGGGUUUGGAACAGGAUGGCAGCGUCGAGGCAGCGUCGCGCAACCGACCGACGAAUGUGCGGUAUGCCCCGGCCUUGCGCUCUUAUCGGACGGUUCGCGAAUGCCCUCCGUUGUUUAUGUAUUUGUCGCAACACUAUCCUGCUCUGAUCGAGCCGCGACUCGAUGAGCUUCUCGCAGUGAUGGUGCGCGCUAUCGAGAUCCAGGUACCGCCGACGUCACCGGCUCGAGCUCUGCCGAUCUACCACGACUUCAUUACAGCGCAGAUGAAAACCGUAUCGUUUAUUUCGUUCUUGCUGCGGCAGUUUGAGUCGCGAAUGCUGCAGUACGCGGAGCGCGUUCCGCGCUCCGUCGUGAAUCUACUACUCAACUGCCCAGACAGUGCGGUCUCGAUUCGGAAGGAGCUGCUUAUUGCCAGUCGGCAUUUGUUAGCAACUGAGUUUCGCAGGGGUUUUUUCCUGCAAACAGACCUCCUUCUGGAUGAGAAAGUCCUCAUUGGAACCAGUCGAGCUGCUUACGAGACGUUGCGACCUCUGGCCUACUCGUUCCUCGCAGAGUUAGUUCAUUUUGUGCGUUUAGAAGUGACGCUACCUCAACUGAGUCGCAUCAUUUAUCUCUUUUCGACGAACGUUCACGAUGCAUCCCUUAGUUUCUCUAUGCAAGCAACAUCCAUUCGUUUGUUGCUCAAUCUCAUUGAGGGUAUCAUGCACCGUCGCGAAGACCUCAACACCCGCGGACGCCAGCUUCUAGAACGUAUUUUCGAAACGAUUGUAACCAAGCUGAUGGAAGUCGCCGAGGUGGUGCCGUCGUUGCUCGUGAGCACCGGCGCCGCCGACGGCAAUGACGCCGAGGAUAAGGCGAAUGGGUCUGCGUCGAGCCAGCGCGCCUCUUCACCCAUACCUGAGCCUUCUGCGAGCACAGAGACAGGUGCGAUGCGCCCAUCUGCAGUCCCGGAUGAAAAGUCUCAAGAGGAGCGUUCCAAAGAGGUGCAGGAGUGCCGCCAACUCGUUAGAACCCUCGUUCUAGGUCUGAAGACCAUUGUAUGGAGCAUGAGCAACGCUUUCGGAGACUCACGCACCCGGGGUCUGACUGAAUGGGAAUGCAUUCUUGUCAGCCGGAUGCUGCCGGCAGCGCGAACCUGUUUCCAGCUCUACAAAUUCGGAGAGCCGGCGGAACAAAAAGAGAUUUUGGACCAAUUCGCUCAGGUGUUCACGGUAAUGACUCCGCGCAACUUUCAAGACAUCAUCGGUGGACGCCUGCCCCAGCUGCUGGCGUUCAUGGUCGAGCACCAGACUGCGCUCUCCAUCCCGCAACAUUUUUUGGCGAAUACGAGCACCUCACGGUUCUUUGCGGAUAUCCUGAUCACUUUUCUGACGGAGCAUUUGGAGCAGGUGGUAAGCGACGAUGCUGCGCGAGCGUCGGUGCUGUUGCGGUUAUUCAAAAUCAUGUUCGCUUCGGUAACCCUAUUCGCCGAUAAUGAGCCGGUGCUGAAGCCUCACCUCGGUACCAUCGUUCGAAGGUGCCUGGAGCUCGCUGCCACUGCAGAGAAUCCUACGAAUGCACUGCAGGUGCUUCGGGCACUCUUCAAGUCUCUUGCAGGGGGUCGCUUUGAGCUGCUUUAUCGCGAAUUCGUACCUAUGCUCUAUUACCUGCUUCAUAGCCUGGAACGACUCAUGCAAGGGCCUCUAGGCGAAUCGCAUGGUCUCCUGCUCAUCGAGCUGUGCCUAACUGCACCGGCUCGCCCAUCCACUAUUUUCCCGUACUUGCGUAUGCACAUGCGACCAUUGGUGCGCGGCCUAGAUUCCGAAUCGGAGCUAACUUCCUUAAGUUUCCGAACGUUUGAAUUUUGGAUCGAUACGCUCCACCCCGAGGUACUUGAGCGAUUGAUGCAGGCGGUGCAACCAGAACUGGAACGAGCGCUCUGGCGAUACUUGUCGCCGACAAGCCCAUUUUCAGCACAAGCAGUGCGCAUUCUAGGCAAGCUGGGUGGUUUGAAUCGCAAGACACCUCGAGAACUGACACCCUUGCCAUGGCAGCAGCCUGUUCAAGCCAUACAUGCCGCGUUGGCCUGGUGUGAUCGCGCCGAGCCGCUCACGGUAGCGCUCGAUGAAGUGAUCAAUGCUGCAGUCGACGCAGUGCUAUUCCAGGCCUCGUACAAAGUCGCCGCAUACACUCUCUUGCAGCAGGUGAUGAUUGCCGCGCUCUCCAGCGCGUUGCCGCCACAGAUCAAAGGGUGCCCUGCGGACCUCUUGCCCGCAAGCGUGUACACGAUGACGAGUGCUUUCCCCCGGUUGCAGGUGUCCAAGACGAUUUACACCAGAAUGCUUACCGCGCUGUUCUUUGCCAGCGGUGAUGACGCUCUGCAGCAGACUCGAAACGCUGUGGAAUUUGCGCGACAACUCUGUGAUUAUUUUUGUCGCAUAUGGAUGGCACCUGUUCUUAUGGAGAAAAGCACGUUGUCGGCACUCGAAGCAGCAGCGCUUAAUGCCCAUCGCACUCCCCCGGAAAACAUCACCGAAUGGACUCGAUUUCCAGCCGCAGUGACCAUCGACUGUUUCCUGGAUGCACUGGUGGAGGCUGCUGUGCUUCAGCAAAAGACCCUCGAUCUGGCUGCUGCAGCGAAGGAUCUUAACCUGUUCGCGCUGAGCCGCUGUGUCGAAUUAUUCAAAGGUGACUUUAGAGGCCCGCAACGCCCUGUGGUACCUGCGAGCGACGCAGCCGAGGUCGCGGCGCCUGACUCGAAACCGCUGACAGCUGCAGCCAAAGGUGCCCGCGCGACGGAGGCACCGAGUGCUGAGACAGCGGCAACCACUGCAGUAGACGCUCCCGAGCACGAAAGCGUAGACCGUCUGCGCGACGACCACCGAGGCGCAGAUACAGCGACUUGCGUGGACGAAGAGAUCGCGCCACCGCUGCAUAGUGUCGCGGGGGCCUCGCGCCUGACCGAGCAACUUGCGCUGCUGGUAGAGCGCAUCUCCCAUUUGGGUUAUCGGGAGCGAUGGCAGGAUCGCCUCAGCUGUGCAAUGCUGCUGGCCGGCAUCAUCGAGCAACUGCCAACGGUGGUAUUCCUGGAUCGCUCUUAUUGUCUUUACGAAGCGCGACUUGUUCGGGUUCUGCUGCAGGUUCUCAAAGGCUGCGCGCAAGAGGGCAUGGCCAGCCGCAAACCUGCCCCACUAGUUCGACAGACAUUGGAGACCCUACUGCGGCGUUGCCACGAGCCCACUAGUCCCGCGUGGGCGCUCGAGGACGUCACGUCGUCGACAAUCCCGGAGACCGAUCGACCCAGCAAGACCAAUGCAUCGACACCUCGUGCGCGCUGUGGAGAUGUGGUCGCCUGCCUUGUCUUUGAUUUGGCCUCAGAGCACCAAGCUGUGCGCGAGACUGUGCACGCGUCGCUGGCACAACUGCUGCGCUACGGCGUUGGCCAGAACAUGGCCGAGGUGCUCGCGCUGGCCCAGACACAGAUCCUGCGGCCGUUACUCUCUCGUCGUGUUCGCACGCUGCACUAUUCCAGUCAGGUUGGGCAUGUGGAUUGUCUGCAUUACUGCCUCGAAAACGGCAUUAUCCGGCCUUUCAUUGAUCAAGAGACGUCGCUGUUGCGCACCUCGUUGGUUGCAGCGAUGGAGAUAUUUGAGGAUCCGAUUAAUACGAGGCUCGGAGAAGCGGAUGCGCUCAUGCUGAACCGCCUGCUCGAAAAUCGUUUCGUCGACCAGGAGACCAUCACGGCUAUUGUGAUGCUGCGGGAGAAGGUGCUGCAAUUUUUGGCGCUUUGUCUGCGGCAGAUCGACCAAUUGGUACACACGCCGAACGAGGAUAUACGCUCGCUGUACGCACGCCUCGUUGCUUGUUUCUUCCGCGGUGUCGAGAGUCGGCAUGAGGCCGUCACCAGGGCGGCGAAGCAUGGACUGCGCGUUUUCACAGAACGUUCGCGUCAACUGCCCCGUGGGAUUCUGUCGAGUAAUCUGCGCCCGAUUCUCCAAAAUCUCUCCGACACGAACAAGCUCUCGCUGCCGUAUGCGCAGACGUUGGCAAAUGUGCUGGAAGUGCUCUCAAACUGGUUCAAUGUGCAACUCGGAGAGCGACUCGUGGAGCAUUUGAUGAACUUGCGCGCUGGAAACCCACGCAAUCCGUCGUUGCUAGCAGCGCGCAUCAUUGACUUGUUCCAUCUAUUGCCACCGGCUGCUUCGCGCUUUCUCGAUCGGCUCAUCGCCAUUGUGCUGUCCUUCGAGGAUGAAAUGGGGCCAGCGGAUACCGGAGCUGGUCAUCACGGUCUGCAAAGUCGCUGGGCAGGCUCCAUGUCGCCGUAUCGUGCUCCACUGUUGCGUUACCUGGAGAAGCACGCCAAUCUGGCGAUUGGCUACUUUUUAGAACGCAUUCGCUUUGCGAACUACGCCUUGUUGUUUCAGUCAUUGCUGCGAGCGCACAAUGCGGAAAACCUGCGUCGCGAACUGGCGAACGACGUUUCGCGCUUUAUUGCGGCAACCUUUGAUCGUGGUCAUCUGUUGCAGGGUCUGCUCAUUGUGGAUGCACUCGAAUCGUUCCAAGCAGGCUGGAUCGCCACCCAGCGCCCAAUAUACAACAUCGCCUUGCAGAUCUGGCAGUCGGCAGAGCGACUGGAGCGCCUCCGCCGCGAGGAGACGCUCCCCGUUGACCAGCUGGCCGAGUCGUCACUGUUGGCACACGUGAUCCUAGCGUACUGUGCUGUACACCAUGGCGAAGUCGACGGUCUGUAUGCGUUGCUCUCGAUAUUCUCUUUACGCACAUUACGCGACUUUAGUUUCGUUCGACGCUUUCUUACCGAGACGGUAGCCCAAAGCUAUCCUAUUCUGUAUCGCAAGAAGAUUGUGGAGCGAUUUCUGGAGCGUUACCUGGAUCCUGAGCUUUCGGACGAAGUGAAAAUGUAUGCGCUGCUCUAUCUCGUGAUUCCAAUUUUGCGACAGGCGUUUCGUGCCGGUGAAGGGCUCGCGAUUCUCGAUGCCGUGACGCUCGAGGUGCUGGUGAAGCGUCUCUUCACGAGCACACCACCAGCAUCGGAAGCGCUAACAGACGCCAGUGCGGAUGGCGGCGGCGGCGGCGAUACGGCGCCAAUGCUCGCGUCUCCUGCGGAGAGCGACGUGCUUGGAGAAGCGCUGCUGCAACUUUCGACGCUGCUGAUUGAGGAGAUGCCCAUCGAGCUGGUGCAAUAUCGCCGCGAAAUCAUCCGCUUUGGAUGGAAUUAUCUGAAGCGAGAUGAUUCGAUCGCCAAGCCGUGGGCAUUCCUCAAUGUGGCACGCUUCUUUGAGGCCUACCAAGCCCCGGAAAAGAUUGUGCUGCAGGUUUUUGUGGCGCUUCUGCGAGCAAGUCAAAGCGAACAGCGCGCACUCGUACGCCAGGCGCUUCGUAUUGUGACGAGCAUCUUGCCAUCACGUCUUCCCGCGACGCUGGGUAAGGCGCGCCAUGCGCCCUGGAUUCGUUUCACCAAGAAGAUCUUAGUGGAAGAGAGUUAUUCAGCGCUGCACUUGGCGCAUAUUUGGUCGUUAGUCAUUGAUAAGCAGGAGCUUUUCUUUCCAGGCUACGCGUCGCUGAUGCCGCACAUGGUGAACUCGUUGCCGCGUCUGGUCUCGGGCAGCGUUUCAGCUCGAGAGCACCGACGCCUUGCGUUGGAACUUGCGGGUCUCGUGGUCGCGUGGCAGCAGCGCUUGCUGCAAGUCGGGAACAACGCCUCCAUUUCAUCUAACGCACCAUCAGAAAAUGGGGAAAGCGCAAACGCUAGUCCGCAGACGGGCUCAGCGCCGAUGGCAUCGCCAGAUGUCGCUCGCCGUCUGGAGGAUCUCUCCGCAGUUACCGAAGUGGUGCUGCAGUUUCUGAUUCGCCUGCCGUUCCUGGUUUCGGAGCCAGGAGAGCACACAGAGCUUUUCACGCGAGCGCGAUCGCUACUCGUCAAAGCGCAACGCGUUUGGAACCACCUGGGCAGUGAGCGCUCACCGAUUGCUCAAAUGUCCUGUCUCGACAAGCUGCUGGAUAAUCUGGCGGCUACGGCUGCUGCGUCGCCAACGACAGCCACGGGGCAAACAUCGGCUAGCGGUACAAAUACCGCCGCGAUGCCUGGCGCGCCGGCACCCGCGCAGAGCCACAGUACGACGAGCACUAUCUCGACAUCGACAACGAGCGCAGGCGCGGCGAGCGCUGCACAUCAUCGCACAGCGAAUGCCGGUACCGCGUCUGCGACUGUAGCACCGCCGAAUAACCCGCGAGAUGCGCCAGCGAGCCGAGCACGGGAAGCACUCGCGCGUUCCCGACGUCUCGUGCUGGAGCACAUCGUGGAGCUGUGCGAGUUGUUUCUCGAUUGGCAGGGCAUUCGCUGGAUUCUCGCGAACAGUAACUCACUGCGCAAACUCGUGCGUCCGGUGCUCGCAGCGGGCAUGCUACCGCUUGCCUACCGAUUCGCACUGCUGUUGUGCAAACUCUGGCUCCAGAUAGGGGACGCCCUGCGUACACCCGAGUCAACAGAGGAUCAGAGAGCAAAUCUGGAAACGGUGCGACGAGACUUGGAACAAGCGCUGUUCGAGGCACUCGAUAUCCAUUCGGACACGGCGACGUUGCAUCGCUCGUUGCUCCUGGCCCAGACGCUUGAUCCAGAACGUUUCACGACGAAGCAUGUGGAGCUGAUUGUGCGCAUUUUGCAAAUCCUCAUGCGAGAGUGCCUCGCAGGUAUCCAGACAAAUCGUCGCAUGGUGCUGAUACCGGCACCAGCGUCCGGGGACCGACCCCAAGCAUCUUCGAGCCGAGCGCAACUCGGCACUUCAGCCGGGCGUUCGUCGCAUCCGCCUGAAGCUUCUGUUACUGGUUCUGGUACCGGAGCUUCCUGGCCAGCCGCUACAGGUACGGUUACGAAGACUGGUACUUUUUCGACCAUGACGCGUCUCGCACAGGUUGCAGGUGAAUCAGCACCGUUAGGGUCUGUAGCGGACCCAACCGCCAGUGUCAAAGAGACCAAGUCCGCGCAUGUGGCAUCCGGCGAUGAGCACUUGCCAGCCAAGGGCGGGUUCGAGUAUCCAGGGGUCGCGAACCCGCUCCUUGUGUGUCUGGAGAUUCUUGAGCGGCUCUUCCAUGGUCUCGCGGAUUAUCGCCGGUCGUUUUUGCAGAUGCUCUGGGUGCUCUUGGACAAGUGCUGUUACAGCGAGGUACUGAUGCACGUGGUGCGCGUCCUGAGUCAGUGGAUUCUCAUGGAUGCCGAUGAUCCUGGCGCAUUCCUUCAGCCCAAAGAGAAAGUGCAUUUUCUUGUGAAAAUGACCGUGUUUGAACGUAUUACCGGUGCGGAGGCGCACCUGGAAGCUUUCCUGCCGCUCGUACUGCGCCUCUUGGCGGAACCGUGCCAUGCACUGCCUCGAGACUGGCUACCUCGACUCGAACGGCCGUUUAUGAUCGGAUUGCGCGCGAGUAAUCCGCAAUUGCGUCAAGCGUUCUUCCAGCUUUUGGAUGAAUCCAUCAUUCGUAACCCAGUGGAUCGACUCUACUACAUUUUUGAGUAUCAGAGCUGGGAAUCGCUUGCCGACUCGUUGUGGAUUCGACAGGCAACCGCCUUGCUUCUGGCACUGGUGCAAGUCCCCGGCUCACGGAUUGAACUGACCCCGGACUGCGUUCGCCUUGGCUGUGUAUCGUAUCGUAGCGGCACCGCUGCGGAUGACGCCAUGACCUGGGAGGUCUCGCGGCCGGGCGCUGACGCUCCUACUGACGCUGCUGAUGCCCCCCGUGAGACAUUGACAAAGGGCGCUCAACGAUCACCUACGGACGAUGCGUAUGUAGAAGCGUUUGCCGGUGCCUGGACGGCGCUCGACGGGCACGUCGAUACAAAUGCAUUCUUCGAGGCGCUCCAUGAACUCUUGCAUCACGAUGUGAGUACGCUACAAAGUCUCUGGACCCAGCUGUUCGGAGCGGUGUGGUCGCUCCUGAGCGAUCGCGAAGAACGCCUGGCCAUGCAAGACGCACUGAUCGCACUGCUCUGUCGCGAUUAUCUGCUGACACAGUGCAGGUGGCGAGUCAAUGUCGUGCAGAUCAUUCUGGAUGCGGCGACCAAGUGCGCACCGCAAGUUGUGAUUCCGCCUCAGCUCGCAUUGCAUCUUGCGACGCACUGGAACGCCUGGCAUAUUGCACUGACCUAUUUGGAGCGACGUUCGCGCUCGUCGACUUUGGGUGUGGCGCGGCAUUCGGAUUUCGUGUUCGAUUCGCUGCCUGAUGGUCAUGAAUUUGCUGGGAUUCUGGACGCGAAGGCAGAGCUCUAUCGGCAGCUGAACGAGUACGAUCUGUACAUUGGCCUAUGGAAGCGGCGCGCGAUGGACUCGCGAACGCUCUUGGCGCUGUCUCUGGAGCAACAAGGCCACUUGCCGGCAGCUCAGAACCUCUACUAUGAUGCGAUGACGAAUACAGAGAGCCGAGUUGCUGUCACCGAGGCCGAAGCCGCACUCUGGGAAGAUCGAUGGCUGCACUGCGCCGAAGAAUUGAACCAGUGGGAUGCACUCACCGAGUUUUCGCGCACAGUGAUGCACCCAACGCUUCUACACGAAGCACUGUGGCGGUUGCCGGACUGGGCGGCGCUCAAAGAGCUGCUCAUGAAGAUGCCGCCCGAGGAUAGUCCACGCCUCAAGAUUCUCCAGUCGUUUGUGCAGUUACAGGAGAAUCGACUGGAUCAGGUGGAGCCUUUCAUCUCUUCGGGAAUUCGACGCGCCCUCGAGGAGUGGCAAGGCCUCCCCGAGAACUCCAGUAUUACGGCUUUUGAGCCAUCGCUGGUGCUUUUCCAGCAAUUUGUCGAGCUGAGUGAGAGUGCCUCGAUUCUACAGGAGCUUAAUAACGCGCUCCAGAACCCGACGCUGCUGGAGACGCACGCGGAGAACAUUCGACUGGUGCUGGCGAUGUGGCGCGAUCGUCAGGCCAAUCACUGGGAUCGGCUCAGCGAUUGGAAUCGCUUGAUCUGCUGGCGUAAUCACGUGCUGACUGCGGUAGUGCAUACGCUGCAGGGGUUGCGUAAUCGCUCGCGGGUGGAUAUCCCACAGCCGCUACUCUGCAUGGGAAUCAACGAGACUGCCUGGAAUGUGAACUGCUACGCGCGAGCGGCGCGGAAACAGCGUUUGUCUGAAGUGUGUAUGCAGGCCCUGCAACGCAUGUAUCCUUACUCGACAAUGGAUGUGCAGGAUUUUUUCAUGAAGACCAAGGAACAGGCCAAGGCACAUUUGCUGUUGCCUUCGAAUGAUGACGUCGCCCUGCGCGCCGGCCUCGUUCAACUACAACAUACGAAUCGGGAGUAUUUCAAUACACGCCAAAAGGCAUACCUCAGUGCCUUGGAGGGCGAGUUCUACCACCGAUUGGGCGAGUUUGGGGCAGCGAAUCAGGCGUUUGCGUCCAGCGUCCGUGAAUACGGCGAGCACGGCGGCGUCUGGCUCCGUUGGGCCCGCUACUGCGAUCAACGUGGUCGUUUGGCGAGCGCCGUUCACUGCUACCUGCAAGGCAUUCGCUUUGGAUCUAGACAAGCGCGCGAGCAUCUCGUGUCUGUGUUCCGCAUCGUUUUUGCACUGGACGGGGCGUCGUCGAAUGCCGUCGCUGACUCGAGUAGCCUCGAGGCGAUGCAGACAGAGCAGGCAGCAGCGACGACGACGACGACGACGACGACGACCGGCACGGCAGACGCUGCUGCUCCCGCCUCGCCGCUUACAACGACAUCGGCGCCUGUUGCCGUGUCGUCGAGCAGCGCGGCGGUGUCUGCGGGCGCUUCCGCUGAGGUGCACGCCUCACAGACGCCUUCGGAGGGUCUCGGCGAGUCGCGCACCGACGCCUGUGAUGUGUGUGAAUCCUUCGUCGGGGUACUCCCGGUCUGGAUCUGGGUACCCUGGAGCCACGAGCUCAUUUCGUUAUUGUCCUUGGGACGCGAGCUCAAAUUGUUGCGGCAUAUUUUGCUCCGCGUUGCCGGCUACUAUCCAGAGGCACUCUUUUUCCAACUGCGGACGUUCAUCGAGGAGCGACGGCUGCUCGAUCGCCCUACCCGGAUGCUCUGUCCGCGGGUGGAUCAGAUCCAACUUCCAGUGAUGCAUCCGCUGCGUUCCCAAGUCGCCAGCGGGAUACCUCCCUCGAGCAGCAGCAGUAGCAGCACAUCGAGCGCGAAGAGGAACGACCCCACAACAAUAACCGCAGCAGCUGCAGCUGCUGCUACUACUGCCGGUGCGGAUCGGUCCCGCAAACCGGAGUCGACGACGACGACGACGACGACGACGCUCUCUGCUGCCGGAAAUGAACCAUCGAGCGUUGCUGCUUCAGCCGGGAACACUGCCGGGAACAGCGCCCAAAAAGAUGCGGAAAACGCAAGUGCCAGCGGUGCGAACGCGGCUUCAACGGGAGCGACGCCCGCACCAAACCAGCCACGCGGCUCAGGCACGAGUGCGCUCCCGAGUGUCGAGCAGAAUAUUCUCAGCAUGUUGCAGUUGCCACUCGGAGAUACACCAUUCGAAAUCGCCGACACUGUGCUGGCGUUCAUGGUGAAGCAACACCCCCAGCUUCUCGUUGAGUUGGAGACCAUUGCUCGUGAACUUAGUUUGCGCAUGAAACCAAGCGCUGAAGAACAGGUGCUGCACGUGCUGAAUGCACUGCUGCAUCGAUGCUGGAGCCUGCCACCGCUGAUGCAUCGUGAGGUGAGCUCGGGCAUGCGCAGCGCCCUCGAGGAGGUCAGCAAGAUGUGUUUCGGGACCGGGUUGGCCGCGGACGAGUUCCACGUACCACCGACGUUGGCAGAUCUCCGUGAGGCCUUUGAGGCAGAACUUGCACCGCAGACCGCCAAAAACUUUCCAAAAACGAUAGAGCCGUUUGUUGCUCUGCUGAGAAAGUGGCGGGGAAUCUUCAGCCGGCGCGUUCAAGCCAUGCCUGAAACGCUGCGCCUAGAGCGAGUCUCCCGCAAAUUGGUCGACGUUCGUGAUUCCCAGCUGCACGUGUUCGGUCAACUCAUUCAACUGGCCCAGGAGGAUGGCGAGCCUCUGCCCGAUCUCCUGGUCCAUAUCCAGAGUUUUAGCGUCGACGUGCAAGUUGUCCACCAUUGUGGGAGUUCCGCACGCGGCAUCGCGGUAACCGGAUCCGACGGCCGUCAGUACCGGUUCCUCGUGGAGACAGCACUUGGGGCGUCGCUCCAACGCAGUGAAGAUCGCGUUGGACACGUUUGUCGCUUCAUGAACGCACUCUUCCAACGGGACAGCGAAGCUCGCCGUCGUCGGUUGGUAGCUCUGGUGCCGUUCUCGCUGCCGCUGAGUCCGCAGGCACGACUCGUUGCGUAUCAGGAAAACACCCUGCGCAUCCAGCACGCGUUGCAGGCAUUCUGUGAGUGUCACGGAUUUGACAUGGAUGAUACGCUGGUGGCUUUCCGCGAUACCUGUGCACUGCGAUUGGAAAGUUUGGGAAAUGUUGCUUCGCGUGAGCUGGCGCUCGAGUACCGCCUCGAUGCGUUCAAGCGUGCGUGCCUGUCGCUACCGGACUCGGUGCUGGCGCACUGGGCUGCAGCCUCGCUGCCGGAUGCGAAUUCGCUUUUCAUGGUGCGUAAGCGAUUUGCGCUGAGUCUGGGAACCUCGUCGUUGCUCCUGUAUCUCUUGGGGGUGGGUUCACGGACACCAAUGCAUAUUGGGAUUCAUGGAAGCACUGGUGAUGUGGUGCAUCUGGAGACGCACCCCAUUGUGGUGAGUCGCGGUCAGCAGGUUUACAUUGGAUUUGAUGAAGCGGUUCCGUUCCGAUUGACGAGGAAUAUUCGGAGUCUCAUUCGCCUGACGGGAGUUGAGGGCCCCUUUGCUGGCUCGAUUGCGGCGACGUUGAAUGUUGUGUAUCGUAACUGGGCGCUUCUGCGGGACCUCAUGGGCAUCGUUUACACAAUGGAGCUCUUUGAGAGAACCAGUCGAGAGACGCUCCGUGUUGAGGAUCUGGCGCAGGCGGUGGAAGAGAGCCUUGUGCGGAGCUGGGCCCGAGUCGAGCCGCUGCCGUUCUCGGCAGCACCGCUGGUUCAGUCACCAACAGCACCAGCGUACGCUGCGGCAACGGCAACGGCAACGGCAAACGGGAAACGCGUACCACACCCAGAGUCCAGCCACGGUGGUGAUCAUGAUCAUGAUCAUGAUCAUGAUCACGAGGUGACGCAGACCCUACCACCGCCUGUGAAUACAAAAGCGAAUGGCCUCGAAUUCGCGGAGCGUUGCGGGCCGGCGACCUCGGUUCGCGACGAGCCCGAGGGUGUCGCUCGCCGCGUCGCUGAACUCAUUGCGAACGCUGGUGACCCUGCGCACUUGUCGCAGAUGGAGCCGCUGUGGUAUCCAUGGUUCUAA
Messenger RNA from Cyanidioschyzon merolae strain 10D, 12840 nucleotides. RefSeq names its product similar to PCAF histone acetylase complex subunit. The record is from RefSeq and is a predicted model, not a curated record. Gene Ontology annotation, molecular function: transcription coregulator activity; protein binding. Gene Ontology annotation, biological process: regulation of DNA-templated transcription; DNA repair. NCBI's taxonomy places the organism in Eukaryota, Rhodophyta, Bangiophyceae, Cyanidiales, Cyanidiaceae. The coding region runs from base 1 to 12840 and encodes 4279 amino acids. Gene Ontology annotation, cellular component: NuA4 histone acetyltransferase complex; SAGA complex; nucleus. The transcript has a single exon.